GUCCCAGGAGCUCAGUGGUCUCAGUAAUGGUGAAAUGGAGAAGCCUGGAACCACCAGGACUCUUCCUAGAGCCGCUCCUCGGCCAAACUGAGUAACAGGGCAAGAAUUUAUCAUUUUACGGGCCUUGGAAGAAACGUGUCUCGCAUGUACUGUAUGACUUUUUUAUGACAUUCAAACAAUAUGGAGUUUUGUCACUAACAGCAGCCGUACAUGUCUCACUUUGCUUUUCUUCCCCUCUGCACCGUUGUCCUUGUGGUGGACGCGUGGAAGCAGGCGUUGCUGGUGAAGUGAGUCAACCAAGCGCUGGCACAAGUGUUGGUGGAACUGGUGUUGUAGCGCCCCUUGGCGGUCCUGGAGCUGUAGGUCUGCCUGGAGCCAAGCCUUUGAAAACUCCAGUGGUGGGCGGAGCAGGGAUUCCACUGGCAUCAGGAGGCGGCUUGACGUACCCCUCCUCGGUCGGACUGGGAGGCGCUGGUGUUGGUGCUGGACUCGGAGCUAAAGCGCCCAAACCAGGCUACGGCAACCUUGGAGUUGGUGCCUAUCAGCAGGGUGUUGCUCCCGUUGCUCCUUAUGGAGGAGCUUACCCCCAACAGUACUACCCAGGUGGAUACGUUCCAGCCCCACUGACUCCUCAACAAGCCAAGGCAGCCAAGUACGGCCCAUUGCAGGGCUUCCUGGGCGGCACAGGUGGAGGACUCUACAGAGGUGGCGCUGCGGGAUGCCAGGGCAAGUACUGCGGGCGGAGGAAGUAGGCGACGCCCGGAGAGGAUCCCCCGAGAUCCGGCGUGACCUCGAGGAAAAACCAUGGUGCUACUGCAUGAUCUAGAAUGUACAUUUUAUAUGCAAACAAUCCCCCAUUAGAAAACACGUACAGAUGUUUUAUUUACUUGACUUAAAGGUCGUUUUUUGUUGUUGUUGUUGUUGUUUUUUUUUAACACACACCCACCGACCCAGAAUUUUGUAUUCGUUCUGAUGUGACAUAAGUUACUGAUGGUGCCUUUAAAGUUAAAUGCGGUCCAGUUAAUCAGCUUUAUCGCACUAAGAUACAAAAAGCGUGUGUGUGUGUGCGUGUGUGUGCGUGCGUGUGUGUGAGUGUGUGUGUUAUCUGGACAUAUGGCUGUACUGUUGUGCAAAAGACUGUCCCCGUCCUAUGAAUGUGACCUCCACGCGGUUUUCUUUUGCUUUUCAUCCCCUUCCUGGGUGCUGCAGCCCACAGUGUCACACCUCGCAGCACAGUCCACCCCUCUGUCUUUGCAGAGGGGCCGAGGCUCGCGGUAAAACCAAAAAACAAAACAAAAAAAAAACCACCAAGUGUGGCUUUGGUCCUGGCCCCCGUCACUCCUGCUGCUAUUUAUAGCCCCGCUGGGUAAAAGGCAGCAGGAAGCGGGGCUCCGGCCAACCUAUCUGCUCCCAGCGACUCGGCUGAUUCUGGUUGCUAUGCGGCUCAGUUCUCCCGGCGAGUCCGUCGUUGCCAGACGUGUGAUGUAUGAAGAGCACUGUCUGCUCUGAGGAACAUUGUGCUGAAGACAAUCAAACAGUGUCUGACUCGUUGCAGGAUGAGCAGCAGUGGUGCCUUUGAGUGUCUCCCCGACACUAGUAUGCGUGCGUAUGAGUGGAGUCUGCUUCAAACGUUUAGUCCCAGUGCAGCAGUUAUUUACGUCUAUGUAACUUCGUCAUAACAUGAUUAUCCACAUUUUUUUGCACCAUACUUUGACUCAUAGCUUUAUUGUUAUCAGGAAUAUGUGAACGUAGAACGAGGACGAUCCUUUGCUCUUGCAUUUAUCCACUGUUGAGAAUCGUAGUCCACCAUAAGCCUAGUAUGUGUUUAUGUUGUUCUCUAUUUACUUGAGCUGCUUUUACCAAGGCUUUACUGACCAAAGGUUUCACCAGCGCCGUCGCCACGUGAGCCCAUCUCCUCCUGUAACCGUGUACUGUAUUUUGUACUCCUUCGCCGCUCCCUCCCUCGACCCUGUGUGAGAACUGUCCCUGAGCCUCACCGGGUCGGGCCUUGCCUCAUGUAUGUGCCGUGGGAUACUCUUCAUCUUUAUUUAAAACUGUUUUUAAAGGGAGGAACAAUGUGGUUUUGCACUUUUAGUUUCCACGACACACACGUGACUCGUUUCCCGGACGUCCUGGCAUUUAAUUUGCUUCACUAAGUAACGAAAUAAAACCUGUUUAAAAAGC
Messenger RNA from Betta splendens (Siamese fighting fish), 2184 nucleotides. Its product is annotated as elastin-like. The record is from RefSeq and is a predicted model, not a curated record. Bases 165 to 752 code for a protein of 195 amino acids. Lineage: Eukaryota; Metazoa; Chordata; Actinopteri; Anabantiformes; Osphronemidae. The transcript has 12 exons.